ACAGCAUUCUUUGUUUUCUUUAAUUACAAUUUAUCUCUAAACUCCACUCCAACCAUCUUUUUCAAGUCAACAAUCAUCAUCUGCACUAGAACACAGGAACAUCCUUCGGCAUUUCUCUGUUCCCCCUCUUUGUAUUUUCUGCUCAUUAACAUCAAAAGUAAUCAGCUUCCUCUUGGUUUCUAUAGAAGAGAAAACUGAUAUUGGAGUAAAGAAUUUAUUGCAUUUCUGCUGUGGGGCACCAGAGCUAUGCAAGACAAUGUCUUUCUAUGCUAAAGACACAGAUCCAUCAUUUCAAGGAGCAGGAACAAAACCUGGUUUAGAAAUUUGGUGUGUUGAGAACCUCCAACUGGUUGCUGUCCCAAAGACUUCAUUUGGAAAGUUCUACAGUGGAAAUCCAUAUCUUAUCUUGCAUACAGUUUUACCAAACAGUGGGCCUCCUUUGCAUGACAUUCACUAUUGGCUAGGAAAUGACACAAACAAGGUGGACUCAGAUUUGGCAUCAGACAAAGCACUUGAACUAGAUGCCGCCCUUGGGUCCUGCUCUGUACAGUACAGGGAACUUCAAGGCCAAGAAACAGAAAAGUUUCUGUCAUACUUCAAACCCUGUAUUAUACCUAUCGAAGGUGUAUAUUCUUCUAGACAAGGACACUCAAAUGAGGACACAUAUGAAGUCAAAUUGUUGACUUGCAAAGGGGAUCAUGUUGUUCAUGUUAAAGAAGUACCAUUUUCCCGGUCAUCACUGAACCACAAUGAUGUGUUCGUACUUGAUACUGCAUCAAAAAUAUUCCUCUUUAGUGGGUGCAACUCUAGCACUCAAGAAAGAGCUAAAGCUUUGGAGGUUGUACAAUAUAUCAAAGAGACCAAGCAUAGUGGAAACUGUGAGGUGGCAACUGUAGAGGAUGGAAAAUUUGUUGGGGAUUCCGAAGUGGGUGAGUUCUGGAGUUUAUUUGGUGGUUAUGCUCCCAUCCCCCGGGAAUCACCUUCUUUCUUUCAAGAUCAAUCUGAAAUCCAAUCUGUGAAACUGUUCUGGAUAACCUUUCAGGGUAAACUAAGUCAAAGUGAAAGUGAUUCAUUUACUAGAGAAAUGCUCGAGGCAGACAAGUGCUAUAUGUUGGACUGUGAAGCUGAGAUUUUCGUUUGGAUGGGAAGACUUACCUCAGUCACAGAGCGGAAGACAUCAAUUUCAGCGGCAGAGGAUUUCCUCAGAAACCAAGGAAGGUCAGCUGGGACCCAUUUAUCUUUGAUAACUGAAGGUUUAGAAACUUCCAAAUUUAGAUCUUAUUUUGCUAAUUGGCCUCACAAGGUUGAGCCUCGGUUAUUUGAAGAAGGUCGAGAAAAAGUAGCAGCAAUAUUCAAGCAAAAUGGUUAUGAGGUGAGAGAGCUUCCAGGAGAAGAUAUAGAGCCACUUAUAGAUUGCAGGGGAACCCUUAAAGUUUGGCGGGUUGAUGGUGAUGAAUUGUCCCUGGUUCCAAUUCCAGAACAGAAAAAGCUUUUCAGCGGUGACUGCUAUAUAGUUCAAUAUGUGUAUCCUGGCAAUGGGAGGGAGGAGAAUCUAUUUUAUGCUUGGCUAGGUCGUGAGAGUAUACUGGAAGACAGAAGAGAUGCUAUCUCUCAUAUGAAUUCCAUUGUUGAUUCAACCAGGGGUGACCCUGUUAUGGCACAAGUUGUACAAGAUAAAGAGCCAGAUCAAUUCUUCUUAAUAUUCCAGAUGUUAAUUAUUUACAAGGGAGGUAAGAGUGCAGGAUAUAGGAAAUUUCUUGCAGAAGAAGGUAUUAAUGACGAAAUGUAUAAUGAAAGCGAGGAUGCUUUUUUUCGUAUUCAAGGGACAAGUCCUGAUAAUAUGCGGGCCAUCCAAGUUGACCAAGUUCCAAGCUCUCUGAAUUCAUCUUAUUGUUACAUCCUAAAAUCCGGGGCAUCUGUCUUCACUUGGAUUGGGAAUCUUUCUUUGACCAGGGACCAUGAUCUCUUACACAGAAUGUUGGAGUUCAUAAAUCCAACAUGGCAACCAAUAUCAGUGAGGGAAGGGAGUGAACCUGAUAUCUUUUGGACAGCAUUGGGUGGAAAGUCAGAGUAUGCAAAAGGAAAAGAAAUAAAAGGACAUGUAGAAGAUCCACGUUUGUUUUUGUUAAACAUUACUGAAGGUGAUUUCAAGGCCAAAGAGAUAUUCAAUUUCACACAGGAUGAUUUAACUACUGAAGAUGUUUUAGUGCUGGACUGCCACAAUGAGUUGUAUAUUUGGAUUGGAUGCCAUUCAAAAGUAAAAUCAAAGCAACAAGCCCUAAUGUUGGGCCUGAAAUUUCUCGAAACAGAUGUACUUGAUGAAGGGCUAUCUGUGGAGACUCCUUUUUAUGUUGUUACUGAAGGGCAAGAACCAACGUUCUUCACUCGUUUCUUUGAUUGGGAUUUCUCAAAAGAAAAUAUGCAUGGCAACUCAUUUGAGCGAAAGCUGGCUAAGUUGAAGGGAAAGCCACAAAGUUCAGAAGCUCCUUUAAGAAGCUCGUGGAAAUCAUACUCAAGGGAGCCUAUCCCAAAUGGCCUGAGAAGCAGGUCCGUGAGUUCAAAUGGUCAGGGAAGAAGUCCAUCUCCUGCACCCAAUGGUUCAAGCUCAAAUUGGAAGUCUCCUGUCAGUUACCCCCAGUCCACUCCAACUCCAACUGCCAGGAAACUCUUUUCCGAGUCUCCUCGUAACGGUUCUCCAACAAAAGACGCAAGAUCGCCAAUUGAGAUUUCGGAUUCUGGUCAGGCCAAUGGCACUGAGGCUGGAAGUAACAUAAAUUUGAUAAUAUACCCAUAUGAAAGGUUAAAAGUUGUUUCUAGUGAUCCAGCACCAGGCAUAGACGUGACCAAAAGAGAGGCAUAUCUAUCAGAUGAAGAGUUUGUAACCAAAUUUGGAAUGAAAAAAGGAAACUUUUACAAGCUUCCCAAAUGGAAACAAAACAAGCAAAAGAUGUCCCUUAAUCUAUUCUAGAGCAAGAUAUCUUGGGAUGACAAAACCAAAUGUAUACAUUUUAUUUUAAUGCUGUUGAAAGACUUUUUUUUUCCUGGUUGUGAGUUGUGGGGACAUCGUUUUCUGUAAGGUGGACACUUUUUCUGUAAUGGUGCAUUGGAAGUCAUGAAUCAAGAUAAUGCAAUGAGAUUUUUUUCCUCCACA
This is a messenger RNA of Humulus lupulus (European hop), 3151 nucleotides long. RefSeq names its product villin-1. The coding region runs from base 257 to 2968 and encodes 903 amino acids. The record is from RefSeq and is a predicted model, not a curated record. Lineage: Eukaryota; Viridiplantae; Streptophyta; Magnoliopsida; Rosales; Cannabaceae. Gene Ontology annotation, biological process: cytoskeleton organization. The transcript is spliced from 23 exons. Gene Ontology annotation, molecular function: actin filament binding.